GUCAUAUUAAAAAGCACAUUGUAGAAUCACCUUUUGAUAAGUUUGUUUUGUUGACUGUAUUUUAAUCUCUUUCUGUAAUACAACAAAUUUUUGUUAUAAAAAAAAGAGUUUGGGUUUAUUUUGAAAACACUAUUUGUUAACAAUGACUGAAACAAAGGAAGUUCCGGAAGCACAGAUUUUUAAAACUGUGCUUACAUAUUGUCUAUUUAUUAUUGCAUUACCAAUAAUAAGUUUCUUUACGAGCAAGACAUUAAUAUUCAAUAGUCUCUUGGGGGUAAAUAGUAUAUCAAGUAAUGUGUAUGCUGCAGGUGUUGCUAUAAUUGUUUUGCAUGUGGCUCUAGGUGCAUUUAUUUACAGAACAUAUUUCGACUCGCAAACAAAGAGUCCAGCGAAAACGGAUUAAAUGGAAUUUACUUUCUUAAUACAUGUAUUAUAUAAUAUAAAAAUGUGACAUUAUUUUAUAGUAUAUAUUUUCAAGUAUUUGGAAAUAUUUUAUCCUAUUAAGAAUGUAGGAAUUUAAUUAAAUAUGCUUG
Leptopilina heterotoma is the source of this 533-nucleotide messenger RNA. Its product is annotated as vacuolar ATPase assembly integral membrane protein VMA21 homolog. Gene Ontology annotation, biological process: vacuolar proton-transporting V-type ATPase complex assembly. NCBI's taxonomy places the organism in Eukaryota, Metazoa, Arthropoda, Insecta, Hymenoptera, Figitidae. The record is from RefSeq and is a predicted model, not a curated record. Gene Ontology annotation, cellular component: endoplasmic reticulum membrane. The coding region runs from base 143 to 403 and encodes 86 amino acids. The transcript has 3 exons.